AUGUCGGACAACAGCGGAAAGGUAUCUAACAAAAGGCGAUUGGGAUUCGGAAAAGCUUGUUUCACCUGUCGGAAGAAGAAGCAUCGUUGUGACGGGAGGCGACCAAACUGCUUCGGCGGCGAAAAUAGAGGGCUGCGAUGCGAAUAUGCCGACGAUGUGGCCCAACCUCUGCUAGGAGGCAUCGAUAACGUCGCUCGUGCUCCCCGUCGACGAGGAGACCCAAGAGGCAGAACCCGAGAUUUGUUGCCAGCCACUGAGGAAACCGAAGGAUUCUUAGGAGGAGCAGUUGGUCAGAGAUCGAGGAACAUCGAUGGGAGUGGUGAGAGUGUUCAGGUUCCAUCGCCAGAGGAGGUAGCAGGCGCGUGUAUCAAACGUGACAUCUUUGUCUCAUCCACAGCGAGCCUGGUCGAGUCCAAUGGGUAUUUGGGCGACUCCUCCACCCUGGGGUUUGUAUCAAAGAUCAGGCCCGAAUUGCAACCGACCACGGAUGGCACACAUAGUAUAGUGAUGACCCAGACCUCUCGAAACCGAAAAAACCCUUCCUGGCUGGCCCUCGUGAACCUUGUCUUUGCGUACGGGUGCGAAUUUUGCCUCGCAGGCGAUAUAGACGAGUUUGACAAACACUACUCGACUUUCAUCGAACGUGCGAAAAGGAUCAUCCUGUCCUUGGUCUUCCGGAGUGCGGAUCUCGCUCUCGUGCAAGCACUUCUUCUGCUGUGCCGUUAUAUGCAGGGUACCCUCGCGUUGAAUGCGUGUUGGAAUUUCAGUGGGCUGAUGAUACGUAAUGCAAUCAGUAUCGGCCUCCAUGUCGACCCAACGGAUGAUGGAACUAUUUUGCCGGUGGAAAGGGAAUCAAGAAAACGACUAUGGUGGGGAUGCCUAGUUCUCGAUCGUACAUUGUGUAUGAAACUGGGCCGCCCGCCUUCGAUCCGCGAAACUGAUGCUCAUGGAGUUGAUCUACCCUUGGAAGUGGACGACCAAUACAUCAUUGACACUUCUUUGGUGCCACGGCAACCCUUGGGACGGCCUUCCCGAAUGUCCUUCUUUGUUCAAACCAUCAAACUGUCCCACAUAAUUGACUGCAUACUGUCCAGGAUCUACCCCACCAAUGCUAAGGGAGAGAAGAAACGAUAUCAGACUUCGUUAUCCCAUCGGACUGAUGAAUCUUCCAUCCUGGGAAAUACCUUUCUGCUCGACGGCCAAUUGCAGGCCUGGUGGAAUGAGAUGCCCCUUUACCUCAGAGAAGACCCCAACAUGCCUGACGGUAUCGACUUUCAGCGUCAAAGGCGCGUUAUGCGAAUCCGAUUUCUUCAAAUCCGGCUUCUGCUCCAGAGGCCAAUAUUUUUGCUUUUUAGCCAGGGUCAGAUUCAGGACGAAUUCAUGAGAGCUGGUGCAGUUGCAUCUUCCCAGGUGUGCAUCUUUGCAGCCCAAGAGACGAUUCAAUUGAUACACCAGGACUACAACCGGCAGUUUCUCAACUCUGUGUGGUACAAUUUGCACUAUGUGUUCACUUCUCUGGCUGUUCUCAUGACCGUUCAGACGAUGGAAAAGUCCUUACGCAGCCUCUUAUCGUCACUACCUGAGCGUGCCGUUUUCGAUCGCGGAAUGGAAUUCCUGCGCGCGGUGAGUACUCUCGCCUCACACUAUGUUACAAUUCUGGAUAGAUUGCGAACUCCGCCUUCUGGGCCCAACGAGAAUACACAGACGAUACCUAGUCGGAACCCUACCGAACCAUUGACUGAGCAAGCCUGCGCUCCUCAGACGGAUCCCAGUCUAUUCGGAUUCCGAGAUGACAUUGAUUUCCCCGUCGUCGACUCUCUGAAUUCGCUUUUCGAGACUGGACUCCCGCUGUCCACGACGGACUGGGCAUGUUUCAAUGGUAGUCUUUGA
Rhinocladiella mackenziei CBS 650.93 is the source of this 1890-nucleotide messenger RNA. RefSeq lists its product as uncharacterized. The transcript is spliced from 5 exons. Gene Ontology annotation, molecular function: zinc ion binding; DNA binding; DNA-binding transcription factor activity, RNA polymerase II-specific. Bases 1 to 1890 code for a protein of 629 amino acids. Gene Ontology annotation, biological process: regulation of DNA-templated transcription; DNA-templated transcription. Lineage: Eukaryota; Fungi; Ascomycota; Eurotiomycetes; Chaetothyriales; Herpotrichiellaceae. The record is from RefSeq and is a predicted model, not a curated record.